Molecule: messenger RNA, 2531 nt
Organism: Megalops cyprinoides (Indo-Pacific tarpon)
Lineage: Eukaryota; Metazoa; Chordata; Actinopteri; Elopiformes; Megalopidae
Gene: lrrc57
Product: leucine rich repeat containing 57
Exons: 6
Coding region: 250-966 (238 amino acids)
Molecular function (GO): protein binding
Source: RefSeq, a predicted model, not a curated record
UUAGUCAGCGUUAACUUCCGGGAGAUUAUAACGUUAGCGAAAGUAUAUUUUUCUGUUGACCUGUCAGCAGAACCCGAAUUCCACACUGAAAAAGAGAAACUCUCAAAGGGACUGGCGUACUGACAGGUUUGAGUCGUCGCUGGAACUACGGUGGAUCACCAGCUAACUACCAAGGAGGCGCUGGUUACCGGCUCCCACAGAGGAGGAUCUCAGGAGAGUGGAGGUGAUUCCUAAACGGCGCAGUUUGCAAUGGGAAACAGCGCUCUGAAAGCUCACCUGGAGACCUCGCAGAAGACGGGGGUUUUCCAGUUCACCGGGAAGGGCCUGCCUGAGUUCCCUGAGGAGCUCCAGAGGCUGACUGGCAAUCUUCGGACAGUAGACCUGUCCAACAACAAGAUUGAAGUGUUGCCCGCCUUCAUCGGCAACUUUCUCCAACUCAAGAGUCUCACCUUAAACUGUAACAAACUUGCAAGUCUCCCAGAUGAAAUUGGCAAGUUGAAGAAACUUGAAACCCUAAACCUGAAUGGGAACCAGUUGCAGAAGCUGCCUGCAUCGAUAGGACAGCUGAGUGGGUUGCGCACCCUGGGCCUCUCAGGAAACCGCCUGCGGGAGUUUCCGACAGGCCUAGGCACUCUGCGCCACCUGGAUGUCCUGGACUUGUCCAAGAAUCGCAUCCAGGCUGUACCUGCAGAAGUAGCUGCCCUUCAGGCCAUCGAGAUCAACCUCAACCAGAACCAGGUCUCGACCCUGGCUCCGGAGGUGUCGCGCUGCCCCAGGCUUAAGGUGCUGAGGCUGCAGGAGAAUUGCCUUGAGCUCUCCUCUAUCCCCGUCUCCAUCCUCACGGAAUCCCAGGUUUCCCUGCUGUCACUGGAGGGCAACCUAUUUGAGGUAAAGAAGGCACGUGAUUUGGAGGGAUACGACAAGUAUAUGGAGCGCUUCACUGCCACCAAAAAGAAGUUUGCCUGAGGUACAGCAGACCCCCGCCCCCCCCCCCCACUCCUCAGCGAUGAUGCUGCACCCCACUGGGAGAGUGGCUGAAACCCAGGGUUUCAGUAUGGCUUCUGAACCUGCGGGCAGUGAGGGAGGACGUGUGAAAGCACACCACUACUACUGGAGCUCAGCGCACUUCUGCUGCAGAGACCUCUAGGAUACAGCAGAGCAUAGCCUGCCAACACAGUUGUGUUCUAGAAAUUGCAUCGCCUUCUGCAGCAAACUGCAGUGAACAAAAACAUGGUGGUUCAGUGACGCCAACAAUAAGGGAGGAAAUAUGCUAAAGAUUUUGUUGGUUGACCUUGCUUGUAAAUGCUGAUAUAAAAAGGGGAGGAGGCAUAGUGGCUGGUUCAGUGAAAGGGCAACACUGACUAAGAUUUCAUUCCACACAUGACAGUAAAUACAUGUGUUGUACCUCAUAAAGACGGUAACUGGACUGCAUUAGUAGGUGCUACAUUUUCAGUAUUGAUUUGUGAAUAGCUACUCAUGGAAGGAAGGGGGUGUCAGGUCUAAAGUGGGGAAAUGAAAAUGUUUGGUAAUAUCUAAAGAUCUAUCCAACAUAGGGGCAACAGUCAAGGGAUUUUAAUUGGCGUAAUGGCUGUUUUCUGCUGUGAUGACGUAAGAGACCAGCAGAGCUGUAGAAAUCAGUAAUCUCUUUUUCAUAUGCAGGUGAAAUUAUUGUUCAUGGAAGUUGCCAGUAUGCACGGGGAAGAAGAGGAAGUAUUGCUAUGGAAAAGAGUAUGAAUGUAUUGCACUCCAUUGUAGAAAUGCUUUUUUCUUCCAUGUUUCAUUUUUAGGUAAUUGCAUCUGAUUUUCUGUGAUAAAUUAAAAUAGAGUGUUAUGUACAAUGUAUUAAAAACAGUGUGUAAACUGUUUACAUAAACUAUUAAUAUGCACAAAAAGAUGACCAGUGUGAUGCAGUUUCUAUGAACAAUAACUGAUGAAUGGACAUGUCUGUAGAUAAAUCCUCUGUCUGCAGCUGUAUAUGUAAUCUAAUAGCACUACUGAUUACUUGCUGUGUGAAGCCUUUUGACGUUUUAAUGGUUCAUGUUGAAGCAAUUCCUCAUUCUGCCACAGCUCCUUGCAUUAAGUGUUGUUCUGUAUGUAAAGGAUGCAAAAUCAGUCCUUAAAAGAAAAAUACUGUGGGAGGAGAUUUAAAAAUAGCAUUAUAAUGUGAAUUUCAACUCAGUUGUAUAACCAUGGUUUUGUUUAGAAUUGUUGAAGUUCUCAAGGAGUGGGAAGGAAGUGAUGCCAUUCCAUUAAGAAUCUCCCAUGUGCUGCUCCACGUAGGGAAUGUAUAGCUUUCUCAUGACUUAUACAAAUGGUGUGUCCAGUGGUCUAUGGGACUGUAAUAAGGCCUGCUCUGCCGUACCAGAUAACGCUGUGGUUCACGUAUAUUGUGGCACGCUAGAAUUUUUCCGUUGUACUAUCAGCACCAGUUUGAUUUUCUUUUUGCAAUAUUACUGUAUACCUUUGCCAUUGUGUAUAUAGGUAACGUGCACCUGGGAAGCUUUCUUUAUGUAUCCAAAAAUAAAAAGAUU